AUGGGGCCGCCGCAGAGGCAGCAGCAGGAUCAGGCGCGGACAGCGGGGAGCGCGUGCGUGUGGGUUGUGGCGGCGCUGCUCCUCCUGGCCAUGCUGGCCGGCGGUGGGUGCCUGGUGCUCUACCUCACGCUGCCGCCGGCCAAGGUCCCGCAGUGGCUACCGGCCGCCGGGCUCGCGCUCGUCGCGCUCCCCUGGGCGUUCUGGAUCGUCACGUGUGCGUACCGGUGCUGCUGCUCGGCGAACGCGGAGGCGGAGGCGGCGGCAGGGAAUUACGUGGAGCGGCAGCCGUCGUCGAGGACGGGCGUCGCCUCCGUGGCGCCGAUGCCGAGCAGCAAGAGCCUCAAGAGCGCGCGAGCCGGCGCCAGCGCGAGGCACGCCGACGGGUCGCCCGCCGCAGGGUCCCCCACCGCAAGCAGCGGCGCGCGGCGGGUGCGGUUCGGUGACACUACUGUGCUAGGGGAGGAGCACGCCGCGGGGAAGGACCACGGCUCGUCGGUGCACUCGAACGAGAGCGAGGCGCCCCUCGCCUACUCCAUGAACUCUUCAUGA
Messenger RNA from Phragmites australis (common reed), 549 nucleotides. RefSeq lists its product as uncharacterized. The record is from RefSeq and is a predicted model, not a curated record. The transcript has a single exon. Lineage: Eukaryota; Viridiplantae; Streptophyta; Magnoliopsida; Poales; Poaceae. Bases 1 to 549 code for a protein of 182 amino acids.